UUAGGUAAGGAGUUAAAAACUCAAUUUAUUUUUACAAAUUGAAGUAAAAAUCUAAAGAUGAAUAAAUCACAAUGAUAUUUCAGUAAUAAUUGAAUUUAAAAAUUACCAAACAAAUAAUGAAAAACAAGGAAAAACCGACAAACCAGCUUUGGAGUUUUGUUCUCCUUGUCGCACACUCCUCUGAGAAUUGGGGCGGAGUUGCCUGUGACUGCUGAUUGAAUCGCUGGCCAACACAAACACACGACUUCACAGUAAAAUGAGUAAAAUGCAAGAAGCUUAACUGCGUGUUUUGUUUGUUUACGAAUGCCACUCACAAGUAGGAACUGCUGAGCAUUGAAAGUUGACGAUAAAACCCAGCUUGGGGACGAUUUUCAUGGCUAGAGUGUCACUAAAGGAGUCAAGAGAUGAAGCUGCGAGGAGGCAAAGAAGUAAAAACACCCAUUCAAAAGCCGCUGUGCAGACUGUGCGAGUGUCCGACGUCGGACGGCCACGUCCUCGCGUCGCAGGUGGACAGGAUCAAGCUGAGGAAAUGGGCCAUGAAGGUCAUGAACCUGACGGAAGAAGACGAAAACUUGCCGGAGGUGGUCGGAGAAGACGCUUUGAUCUGCUAUUUUUGCAUCUGGCAGGCAGAGUUUGGGGAUGAGUCUGGAGAUGAGGCUGUUGCUUGGUGGCCGAAAAAUCUUGAUUUGGAAGAAAACGCUAAGGUCCUGCGGGAGAAUUAUUCAGUUGGAGAAGUAGAGCAGUGUUGGGUGCAGUUGGAAGAGGUUGAUCUGACCAAAUACACAGAGGAUAUCCCAUUGAAAAAGAUAUACGUCAGUGGAGUGUGUUUAUACUGCGGCAAUAGUUACAACCGACUGAUGGACCACGUCAAACUGAUGCACAGAGAAGCCAUCAAAUGCGGAAUUCGGGGCUGCUCGACCUUUUUUCACACUGAGGAGGAAAAAGAGCAGCACAUGCAGCAGGUUUCACACGAGAAACGUAACAAACCACGCGAAAGCAAGGAAAUUCGGUGUGAAUUUUGUCAAGAAGUCAAAAUAUAUUCCUCAGUGAAAGCUUGGAAGAUGCACAUGAAACGCAAACAUCCGGAAUUUUCGGUGCGGUGCUCGCGUUCAGGCUGCAAAAAGUACUUCAAAUCCAAGUCUGAAAUGAUUCUCCAUUUCAACUCGUGGCACAAACUAGGAAAAAAACAUCGUGUUCUCCAGUGCAAGCAGUGCGAGUAUUUCACCAGGCACGACGAGAACAUUUUGAGACGACACGUCGAGUCGAAGCACAUGCCAAAGACCUUCAAAUGCGACAGUUGCGACGCCAAAUUCGGCUCGAAAAGGCAUAGGAAUAUACAUUACAGUAACGUUCACACAUCUGACAAAUGCAAAUCUUGUGGCCAGGACGUGGCUCUCGGACGCACGAUAGCCCACAGAAAGCCAUCGGUUUGCUCCAAAUGCAAAGUGAGUUUCGAGUGCUCGGGUUUGAAUCAAUUACAUAGGAAGAAAUGCCGAGAAACCCUCUUAAGUUGCAAAGAGUGUGGCAAAUUGUUCACCGUGAGUGUUGAGUUGCAUCGCCACAUUGAAAAUGUUCACAACAAAACUGGGAUUUUGCGCUGCGACCUUUGCGACCAUUCUACAUUUGAAAAGAGCCACAUGCGGCAGCACAUGCAACGGACACAUUUUUUUCCAAAGAUGAUUAACAAUAAGUGAGAAGUGCAACAAAAAUUGUUUUCCUCGAAAUUUAUACGUUCGCUGCUCAGGAUAUUCUCAACUCAAGACUUGCCGCCGCUGCGAGUGCAAGUUCAAGUGCCGUGGCCGUGGACUUCUCGAAAAGCUUGUGCAGAUUUCUGUUGUGACAUGUACACCCGAAAUACGGCUGUUUUGCUUUCAGUUUCAAUCUUGGAUGGUGUUUCGUGUAAAAAUAUUUGAAAUAUUGAAAUAAAAUUAAUUAUUUUUACAAUUAAAAAUAUAUUUCAGUUACAAUUUCUUCUAAAUUUCUAGUUUCUUUGAUUAUAUAUUUUUUGUAUGUAAAGCAUCACACAGAAAAUGUCUUUCAACUUAAAAUUCAUCUAAAAUUAG
This is a messenger RNA of Cloeon dipterum, 2063 nucleotides long. Its product is annotated as zinc finger protein 54-like. The record is from RefSeq and is a predicted model, not a curated record. Gene Ontology annotation, molecular function: RNA polymerase II cis-regulatory region sequence-specific DNA binding; DNA-binding transcription activator activity, RNA polymerase II-specific. Lineage: Eukaryota; Metazoa; Arthropoda; Insecta; Ephemeroptera; Baetidae. The coding region runs from base 405 to 1694 and encodes 429 amino acids. Gene Ontology annotation, cellular component: nucleus. The transcript has 3 exons. Gene Ontology annotation, biological process: regulation of transcription by RNA polymerase II.